AUGCAUGGAUUGGUUGCUAGCUUGUCUGAAGGAGAAUUGCAAGUUGACAAGGUUGUUGCCAGAUUACCAAAUUCCGUUAAAAGAAAUCUUUUAUACAUCCACCCAUCUUGUCUGCCACUGUGUAAUUUGAGCAUAGGUCAGCCAUGUGUUGUAGAUGGAGAAUAUGUCCAAACAGUUUGGCCAUCUCCGUUAACUAACCCAAGCAUGGUGGGACUUUCAUCUGAGAUUCAAGAAAAGCUUCAAAAGAAAUCCAAGGAUUUUGUUUUGAUCAGUUCUUUAAAGCAACCACAACUUCAAGCUGCUGUUCUUCAGAUUAAAUCUCACGAUAAAAAAGAUUUUUACUCAAAUGUGGAAUUUUCCGAGUUUUUACAAAAGGAAACUGAUGGAAAAUAUUUUGCCAAAAGUAAUCAUUACACCUUUCAUUAUUUUGGACAACAUUGUUCUUUCACUGUUUCUGAAAUACAAGGCUUCGCAGAUAAAAUAGAAUUGACCACUCCAAUUUUUGCUUCUUAUGGACUCACAUUUCCUAAAGGCAUUUUAUUAUAUGGUCCUUCUGGAUGUGGAAAAACUUUUCUCAUCAAUGCUGUCGCCAAUGAAAUGAAUUGUUUUGUUACAAAAGUUGCAGCUCCUAGCAUUUGGAGCAAAUUUUACGGUGAAACAGAAUCUCAUCUCAGAGAUAUUUUCAAAACUGCUCAAGAAAGGUCUCCUAGUCUCAUAAUAAUGGAUGAUGUGGAUGCCCUCUGCCCAAAUCGACAGAAUAGUAACAAUGAAUUAGAAAAACGUGUUGUUACAACUCUGCUGACUCUCAUGGAUGGUCUUUGUAAUGACUUGUUUGAGAAAAUGAUUUUAGUUGUAGCAGCUACAAAUAAACCAGACAUGGUUGAUCCUGCACUUAGACGACCAGGACGGUUUGAUCGAGAAAUAGAGAUUGGAGUGCCCACAUCAGAGGACAGAUGUGAUAUUCUUAAGAAACUCUUACAAAACAUUCCUAACACAGUUUUACCAGAGGAAUUGAAAAGAAUAGCUGAUGCUGCCCAUGGGUUUGUUGGUGCUGAUCUGUUAGCUGUGUGUAAAGAAGCAAAUCUUCAGGCAAUUAAAACACAAAGCAAAUCCCAAAUUAUGGUCACUGACAACCAUUUGACAUAUGGCCUGAAUAUGGUUCAGCCAAGUGCUAUGCGGCAAGUUCAGCUUGAAGUACCUCAGGUCCGCUGGUGUGAUAUUGGGGGUCAAGAGGAAGUGAAACAAAAACUUAAACAAGCAAUAGAAUGGCCAUUAAAACAUCCAGAGAUUUUUGUGCGAAUGGGUAUCCAGCCACCUAAAGGAAUUUUGCUGUAUGGACCUCCUGGUUGUUCCAAAACUAUGAUCGCUAAAGCAUUGGCUACUGAGAGUGGGCUUAAUUUCAUUGCUAUUAAGGGGCCAGAAUUAUUCAACAAGUGGGUUGGUGAAAGUGAGAAGGCUGUUCGUGAAGUGUUCCGAAAAGCAAGGGCAGCUGCCCCAGCUGUGGUUUUCUUUGAUGAAAUUGAUGCUUUGGCUGUGGAGAGGGGCAGUUCUUCUGCUGGAAGCAGUAAUGUGGAGGACAGAGUAUUGGCUCAACUUUUAACUGAGUUGGAUGGUGUAGAAAAACUUCAGUAUGUUACUGUAGUUGCUGCCACCAAUAGGCCAGACAUGAUUGACAAAGCUCUUCUUAGACCAGGUCGGAUUGACCGUAUAAUGUAUGUUCCUCUGCCAGACAGAAUUACUCGUGAAGAAAUCUUUCAUAUUCAUUUGAAGAAGAUGCCAAUUGCUGAUGAUAUUAACAUUAAGAACCUGGCUGAGAUGACAGAAAGUUAUUCAGGGGCAGAGGUGUCGGCCAUUUGCCAGGAAGCUGCUAUGUUUGCUAUGCAAGAAGAUAUCAACAUUGACCAAAUCCAGCAAAGACACUUCCAGAAAUCAUUGGAAGUUGUUAAACCACGAAUCACAGAUGCUUUGCUACAAUUCUAUGCAAAUUAUGAACAAAAAAGCAGUUUGCAUCCUGUAUAA
Messenger RNA from Acanthosepion pharaonis, 2019 nucleotides. The record is from the annotation of a GenBank genome assembly. Lineage: Eukaryota; Metazoa; Mollusca; Cephalopoda; Sepiida; Sepiidae.